Molecule: messenger RNA, 1672 nt
Organism: Homalodisca vitripennis (glassy-winged sharpshooter)
Lineage: Eukaryota; Metazoa; Arthropoda; Insecta; Hemiptera; Cicadellidae
Product: leucine-rich repeat-containing protein 57
Exons: 1
Coding region: 512-1228 (238 amino acids)
Molecular function (GO): protein binding
Source: RefSeq, a predicted model, not a curated record
CCAGUGACAACCAAUCGCGAUUCGCGAUCACCUUUCAUCAUCGUCUACUAAUAUUCAUAUGUCAUGUUGUUGUUUGAAAUCUAUAAUUUAUACAAAUCGUUUCAUCAGUUGAAUAAAACAGCAAAAUUAAAUCUUUUUAUUGUGAUCAGUAAUUAAAUGUUUAAUACUUUAUAUGAAAGUGAUAUAUAAAUAUUGAAAUUGUACUCUGUGAAAUAAUUAUAACCUGAUGUUCUAGGAAUAUUUUUAUAUGAUUUUGCAAUCCCGAUAGCAAAUUUCAGUGACAUAUUCUAAUAUUUUUGGUGAAACUCAUUUCAAUACUGCCAAAUGUGUUAUCUAUAUAUUGCCACUGCCACAUCAUAGUGAGUGGUGACGACAAUAGUGUCUAUAAUAUUGUUUUGUUUAUAAUGGCAAUUUGAUUUGAAGUUAUUUGUGUUACCUAAUGUAUACAGUGCUAGAGUAAUAUACCUAAGUUACUAAUGCCUACUAUCUCAAGAACUAAACGAUUAUAGAAAUGGGAAAUUCAGCAUUGAAACGCCAUUUCGAGACUGCAGAAAAGACAGGUGUAUUAAAUCUAUCAAAGAGUAAACUUUCAGAAUUUCCCAAAAGGCUGUUUACUCUCAGUCCAGUAUUACGGACUUUAGACUUAUCUGAUAACUCACUUCCCCUGUUACCACCUGAGAUAGGUUCCUUUUCAUUACUCAAAUCUAUUUCUUGUAAUAAUAAUAAAUUAACUGAUUUGCCUGUUGAAAUUGGACAGUUGGUUAAACUAGAGACAUUGUCUUUAACAGGCAAUAAAUUGAUAUCUUUGCCCUCCUCAUUAUCCCAGCUCAUUUCUCUGAAAUUUGUAUAUCUUUCAAACAAUCAGUUAAAGGACUUUCCAGUGCUGUUUUGUGGCCUUAAACAUCUUGAAGUGCUUGAUGUGUCUAACAAUUUAAUUGAAAGCAUACCUAGUGAAAUAAGUAGUCUUCGAGCUACAGAAUUGAACCUUAACCAAAACAGGAUUUCUUUUAUUUCUAAUGAAAUCUCUGUUUGUCCCCGGUUAAAAACUUUAAGAUUGGAAGAAAAUUGCCUGCAAAUAGCUUCAAUUCCUAGCGAACUGCUCACCAAUUCCAAAGUCUCUCUACUAACUCUGGAAGGAAAUUUGUUUGAAAUGAAGAGCUUUGCAAACUUAGAAGGAUAUGAUAGUUACAUGGAAAGAUAUACUGCUGUAAAAAAGAAGAUGUUUUAAAAACAUGAAAAUUCUUGAUUGCUACAAAAUUAAAGUAAGUUACCAUAUUUAACUUGUAUUACUAUCACUCAGUUUGAUGAACCAUAAUAAAAAAGCUUUUUUUUAUCAUACAAAAGACUAAGUUAAUGUUUUAAAAUAAGUUAAACUUGGAGUUUCAUAACUUUUUGGUUGAUAUUCUAUAGCAUAUAUAUUAAAUGUUACAGUGAGAUAAAAUGUUACAUAUAGAAUAGCACUGCAUGUUAUUGUACAUAAAUAUGGUCGGUAACGUACACUAUAUUGAUGUAAUAAGCUACAACCUCGUCAAAUUGCAUAAAUUAUUUAUACAUAAUAUUUUUAGACUACUGUAAGUUUACUAGAUGUACCUGUAUUUCAUUUAAUUAAUGUAACACACUUUCAUUAGCCUCUUUUCCUUUUACCUUCAAAUACAGUUGGUUACAGAAGAAA